ACUCGAAUCUGAAGGGAAAAAAAUGUAUAAUAAGCACGAAAUAAAUCAAAAUGUAUGAAAUAAGCUCCCGACAAGUCGACGCAUGUGCAUAUACGAUGAUCGUUCUCACCGGAAUCGCCGUCAUCUCCCGCUUCUUUCUCCGCGGCCUACGAAAGGAGCCCUUUCGUCCUGAAGAUGUCUUCAUACUUUUCGCAUAUGUGACCUUCAAUAUCCUCGCUACAAUUACCCUCGUCGUGGUUCCCGUUGCAUAUCAAAUUAUGGACGUUAGUGCGGACGUGAAGCCUAUAUAUAACGACUUGUUCGAUGAUGAAGUGUUUCAACUCAAGAUAUUAUUUGCAAGCAAUAUACUGUUUCCGAUGGUGUUGUGGUCGGUUAAAUUCUCGUUGUUGGCACUUUCGAAGAGGGUGAUGUACCAGCAGUUUGAGUGGAUUAGGGCUUGGAUGGUUGUGGUUGGGCUUGUGAUUUUGACUUAUGUUGGUAAUUGGAUUUCGACAUUGUAUUCAUGUACUCCGAUUCAAGAUUACUUCAGACCAGGUGGCUGCACUAGCCCUCGAGACGUCCGAGCACAAGUCGCAAAUCUCUACUAUCUCGUUGCAUCAGAGAUUCUGACAGAUGUACUUAUCAUGGCACUCCCAAUCAUGUUCCUGCAUCAAUCGUGGGUCGGUCUUCCAACGGGAACAUACCGCCGAACAGCUGCAAUAUUUUCUGUUGGUAUUAUAUGCAUAGUUACAUCACUCGCUCGAGGAAUCACUAUUGGUACCAGGAUGAAGGUGGAUACGCCGACUUUCCCAUGGAUCGUAAUAUGGGAGAUGAUUGAAGGGGGUAUAGGUACGAUGCAUCUCAGAUACUAG
Messenger RNA from Talaromyces stipitatus ATCC 10500, 851 nucleotides. RefSeq lists its product as uncharacterized. NCBI's taxonomy places the organism in Eukaryota, Fungi, Ascomycota, Eurotiomycetes, Eurotiales, Trichocomaceae. The coding region runs from base 51 to 851 and encodes 266 amino acids. The transcript is spliced from 4 exons. The record is from RefSeq and is a predicted model, not a curated record.